This is a messenger RNA of Neopsephotus bourkii (Bourke's parrot), 7478 nucleotides long. It is a transcript of the gene APPL1, whose product is annotated as adaptor protein, phosphotyrosine interacting with PH domain and leucine zipper 1. Gene Ontology annotation, cellular component: endosome membrane; cytoplasm. Gene Ontology annotation, molecular function: identical protein binding. Bases 111 to 2237 code for a protein of 708 amino acids. The transcript has 22 exons. Gene Ontology annotation, biological process: signaling. The record is from RefSeq and is a predicted model, not a curated record. Lineage: Eukaryota; Metazoa; Chordata; Aves; Psittaciformes; Psittacidae.
UCCGGCGCGCAGCAGGCGGGGGUGGCGGUGUUGUGGCUGGGGCAGGGGAGGGCUCGGCGGGGUGCGGGGGUUGGAGGUGCAGCAGUGGCGGAGUCAGCCCGGCCGCCGCCAUGCCCGGCAUUGACAAGCUCCCUAUCGAGGAGACGCUGGAAGACAGCCCCCAGACCAGGUCUUUGCUGGGAGUAUUUGAAGAAGAUGCUGCUGCAAUUUCCAAUUAUGUCAAUCAGUUAUUUCAAGCCAUGCACAGGAUAUAUGAUGCUCAGAAUGAAUUAAGUGCAGCAACUCAUCUGACUUCAAAGCUUCUGAAGGAAUAUGAGAAACAGCGUUUUCCAUUAGGGGGAGAUGAUGAAGUGAUGACUUCUACUCUACAGCAGUUCGCAAAAGUGAUAGAUGAGCUCAGCUCUUGCCAUGCAGUACUGUCAACUCAACUUGCAGAUGCAAUGAUGUUUCCUAUUACCCAGUUUAAAGAAAGGGAUCUUAAAGAGAUAUUGACUCUAAAAGAAGUUUUCCAAAUUGCAAGCAAUGAUCAUGACGCUGCCAUUACCAGAUACGGUCGGUUGUCAAAAAGAAGGGAAAAUGAAAAGAUCAAGGCUGAAGUUAUGGAAGAUGUGUAUACUUCAAGGAAAAAACAGCAUCAAACUAUGAUGCAUUAUUUCUGUGCAUUAAAUACUCUUCAGUACAAAAAGAAAAUUGCUAUGCUAGAACCUCUGCUAGGAUACAUGCAGGCUCAGAUAAGCUUUUUUAAAAUGGGUUCAGAAAAUCUUACUGAGCAACUGGAAGAAUUUUUGACCAACAUUGGUACAAGUGUACAGAAUGUUCGCAGGGAAAUGGAUUGUGAAGUAGAAAACAUGCAACAAACCAUAGAGGAUUUGGAAGUAGCCAGUGAUCCACUGUAUCUGCCUGAUCCGGAUACUACGAAAUUUCCUGUUCAUAGAAACCUGACACGCAAAGCCGGCUAUCUCAAUGCAAGAAAUAAGACAGGGCUGGUAUCUUCCAGCUGGGAGAGACAGUUUUACUUCACUCAAGGUGGAAAUCUGAUGAGCCAGGCAAGAGGUGAUGUAGCUGGGGGACUUGUCAUGGACAUAGACAAUUGCUCUGUAAUGGCUGUGGACUGUGAAGACAGACGGUACUGUUUUCAGAUAACAUCGUUUGAUGGCAAAAAGUCUUCAAUCUUACAGGCAGAGAGUAAAAAAGAUUAUGAAGAGUGGAUAUGCACCAUAAACAACAUAUCUAAACAGAUAUAUCUAAGUGAAAACCCUGAGGAAAUUGCUGCACGUGUGAAUCAGUCAGCUCUGGAGGCUGUUACUCCAUCCCCUUCUUUCCAGCAGAGGCAUGAAAGCAUGCGGCCAGCUGUACAAUCUCGUCCUCUUGCGGCUCGUACUAGCAGUACAGGGUCACUGGGAUCUGAAUCAGCAGGUUUAUCAGCGCUUUCCUUGGAUUCACUUGUUGCACCUGACACUCCUAUACAAUUUGACAUAAUAUCUCCAGUUAGUGAAGAUUUUCCUGGUCAAACAAAAUCUUCAGGGCAAUCGGGCAGACGCACAAAUCCUUUUGGUGAAUUGGGAGGCUCAAAAUCUGAAACAGAAGAUUCAAUUCUUCAUCAGUUAUUUAUUGUGAGAUUUCUUGGCUCUAUGGAGGUGAAAUCUGAUGAAAGUCCAGAUGUUGUUUAUGAAACAAUGCGUCAAAUACUGGCGGCUCGUGCCAUCCAUAACGUUUUCCGGAUGACAGAAUCACAUUUAUUAGUCACAUGUGGCUGCUUAAAGUUAAUUGAUCCACAGACACAAGUUACAAGACUACGAUUUCCUUUGCCCAAUGUAGUCUUGUAUGCUACGCACCAGGAGAAUAAGCGCCUUUUUGGAUUUGUGCUCAGAACCUCAGGAGGGAGAGUUGAGAGCCGCCAAACUUCCAUCUGCUAUAUCUUUGAAUCAAAUAACGAAGGGGAAAAGAUUUGUGACUCUGUUGGACUGGCAAAACAGAUUGCUUUUCAUGCAGAACUGGAUCGAAAAGCAUCAGAAAAGCAGAAAGAAAUUGAUAGAGUCAAAGAGAAACAACAAAAGGAACUGAAUAAACAAAAACAAAUUGAAAAGGAUUUAGAGGAGCAAAGCCGGUUGAUAGCUGCUUCCAGCAGAUCCAACCAGAACAGUGGAGAAGGACAAUUUGUAGUCCUUAGCAGUAGCCAGUCGGAAGACAGUGAUUUAGGAGAAGAUGGAAAGAAGAAGAGAGAAUCUGAAGCCUAAGGUUGCCUACUUUAUGAGAAUUGGAAUCAUGGAUCAAUUUGGUGAAAUGGCACGAGUUCUCCAAGAAGUGAAAUGCAGGUGGAGGGUCUGCUGUGUCAUAUAAAAAACUUCACAAUACGUAGACCCUGUAAUGCCUUGAUCAUUCUUUUUCAAUUAAGUGAUUUCCAUUUUCAUGUCAGUAUAAUUUCUGUAUGACAUAUGUAGCAUGGUGAUGCUACCAUGUUUGUUGAAAAAUUACGUUUUCUCAAGGCCUUCUCUGCAGUAAGGAAAAAACUGGGGGUUUCAUCUCCACUUACCUCUCUGUGCAAUUGACUGCUCUUGAAGCAAAACUAAAAACCCUUCUUGGACCUCAACAGUACAUUGAAACUCAUUCUUUACAUGCAGUGUGGACACCACCUUGCUGAAAACAAAAAAGGAUGCCCAAAUAUGACAGUGCUAAGCUUUACCCAACUUGUUGCACAUAACUGUUCUUAAAUUUAGAAGGAAGAAUCCUUAAUAACAUCAGUGAGAUGUGCAAUAGUUCUAGAUAGAAGGAUCUUAUUUUUUGUUUCAUAUUGCACUGUAUGAUACUGUCUUGAUUUCUUCAGUGAAUAUAAUGCUGAAAGACUUCUUUCACCAAAAGUAAAAAAUACUGUCAGAGCUAGGUAGAAGAUGAGAUGAAGUUGCACUUUGCUGCAUGAGGAAUGUAUAAAGCAUUCCUUAUCAAAUGAUAAGAAUAAUGUAUAUACUCUUGUAGCACAAGUGCCAUGUUCUUGUUUUUUUUCCCCAGUAGUGUAAUGAAAAGCUGUAAGCCUUCGAGUUCACUUUUUAUAAAAUGGACUUAGGGUUGGAGGAACAUCUUGAAUUCCAUCAUUUUAAAAAUCUCAUGCAUAUGUAAAUGCCUUGCCGCCAGUACACUGCACUUACUGAAAAGGAGUUGAGGCUCUUUAAGUCUUUUUAUGGAAAUUAAUUUUACAAAUAGAAUGUACUUAGCUCUGAAGUAAGAGGCUAUGCUAAUCCUACAUCCUACAGUCAAUCCUGUAAAGUGUGUUUCAAAGCAGUAUCUGUUUACAGCUUCUAAUCUGAACUCCAUAUUCCAUACCCUAUGUAAUAUUUAUUUUGUAUAGUACUAAAUGCGCAUUCACCUUUUGCUCCAGAAGAGAAAACUUGUUUGAAGAGAAAUAUUUAUUUUUGCACUAAUUACUAUAAAUAUUAAAGUCCAGUGGAACAGAAUAUAUCUCUCUAAUAGUGGCAUGAAAAUAACAAAGUAUAGAAAGAGAAGAAUAUACUUAUACUCCAAGUUAUAACAGUUAUGAGUGUUUUACAGCUCAUUGCAGGCAUUUCUGGUGUUCAGGAAUGGAAGCAAUUUUCAGAACACCUCCUGAUCCAGCCCUUCAUAGCUGGAGCUGCUCAGUGCCGAUACAGUAUGUGAGGAAUCUCAAGACCUCUCUGCUCCAUGCCUGUAGGUGCAGGGAGGGAUCAGUGUCCUUAGCCCUCCUCAUGUGCUGGAGUGGCCCCGUGCUGGCAGCAGUUUCCUUUGGGUGCACAAGUUCCCAGCCUCUGGCUCCUGUCACAGGAGAUCAAGGGGGAGUAGUGCAGCCCUUGCAGCACUGGGCAAGAUUGAGAGAGCCGAGCUCCUGGAGCACUGCCACCUGGGGAAGGGCUUCAGCAACUGGGGAAGGGGUGACACUGUCCCUUCCUUGAGAGAGAAGGGGAGGCUGAGUCUCCACGUUCUCUUCCUGAGUCAGUUAGCAAGGCUUGCUCCAGUACAAUUUUUGUCCCCAGAGUAGCCUGUCACUUGCAGAAAUUUUGCUGUUGCCCAGUCAGACCAGAUGGCAUUUCCCUGUGGGCAAAUUUGGCUUGAAUAUUGUCACAUGGACCACACACAUCUGAGGCUUUUGUCUGAAUAAAGAGUGGCAUUUUUAUUUUGUCCUCUGUUCUCUGCUCUCAUCCAUAGGACACUUUAUAUUCUUGCCAACAAAAAGGUACAGAGGCAGCAAACCCUUUUUUUUUUUUUCCCCCCCUUUUUGUGCCUAAAUCCUGGCUUACAGAUCAUUGCAUGGUAGCCAGGUUGUCUCUGCAGAUCACUCCAGUUCAGGUUUCUCUGUUUGUCUGUUGGUUUUCACUUGCUGCUAGUUCUCUUUUCUGUCAAAUAAUAUGGCAGUAUAGCUCAAGGUUACUGGGUCUUACUGUAUCUUCCUCAGGUACAUGCUGAAAAUUAAGUAGUUUUGGAACAGCACAGGAAGAAUAGGAAAUUGGUGGUCUCCAGUUUCUAGAAUGUAGUCACCCAGCCUGUCGACUGUGUUGAGCAGUUUAGCUGCAGUAGCCCCAGCUCCAUAUGGAAGAGUUAAUAGAUUAGCAGUCUCAUCAGAAAGCACUUCUGAUGUAUAGCCUGUUUUGCAUUAGCCUGAUUGAAGAAAUGCCAGAAAAUUGAAUGGCUACAUUUUUUCUUGAAACCCACCAUUACUAUUUCAGACAUAAAUCUGUAAAGAUGAUGAAGAAAGCAGGAGAGUAAAGUUGGCAGACGAAUUUGCUGUCAUACAGGGUUUUUCAGAUUUAGCAAUGCAUGAGUGGAAUUACUCCAUUUGCAUAGGUGGAAAGCCUGAAAAGCAAUUAAAUGUAGUUCUCUAAAACCACAUACGAGUGAAGAGCGUUUUGUUUGUGUUGGAGGAUUCUCAUCCUAACAACUAAAAAAAAGGGGGAAAUGAUUGAAGAGAGUAAAAGAAAGCAGAUUAAUAUGCAUGAAUGAAAUAAAGGGGGGCAGUUUUGCUUAUUUUGGAGAGUCUCACUGGUGUAAAAUGAGCAAAAAGAUAAAAAAGCAUCUAGGAGAGUGAUGGAAGCUGCAGGAGUAAAAGGGAGGUCAGAAGAGAUGAGGAGGUUAACAGGAGUGGUGCACUGAGUGUGCAUUGCCAAGUUUUUGCUUAAGGGGAGGAGCAUAAGACUCUUAAGUAGAACCACCUCAGGGCAAAAAAUAGCUGCUGAGGUUUUAUUCAUGCCCUCCUCCCCAGAGUAUUUAGUACCUUAUUUCCUGUGAGGUUUAGAACUACAUCAUUGGAGAACGCUUUUGUUAAUUAAAACCAAAGUGCGUAAUAUUUUUCUUGACAGUAUGACUUUUAUUAUCAGCCCCUCAUGUCCUCCUGGGAGCUACUGCGGUAGGAUUUCAGCACUUGAGUAUUUUAUUAAGUAAAUUACUGGUUGGUUUCCUCACCUCUGAUUUAUAGCUCCUGUCUAAUAUUGCCUUUUACUUACAGAUUGACGUCUCAAGCACUUUGAGCUGAAGUUGUAGUUUGCAACAUGUACACCUACUAGUAUUUCAGACACACCUGAAAAUACUCUUUCAAGUACCUGAUUUUAAAGUGACUUUGCAUUGGUACUGCAGCCACAGUGUUGUUGAGGACUAAUUUUUUAUGUUGCUAAUUGAAGCCUUGUAGUUCCUGCCACAUUUUUCCCCUUAGGUAAGGGGAUAUUGAGUUUGUUACACUAGAUAAAUUUACAUGCUGCAGACCAAGCAAGUCUUGCUGCCCAUUGUUCCAAGCUACAUACAUUCUUCAUGUAUGUAAUGGCAUGAAUAUAGCAAAAGUAUGCUUAUGGGUAUGCAUUUUAUUGCAUUAUAGAUAAUAUGCAGCACUCCUCUGCAGCCACUAACAGCUUUCUCCAAGUUUAAAUCAGAGGACAAGUUAAGAGUCAUAUGCAGUGUAGUCAUACAUAACUGGUUUUGAGCAGGUAGUUUAAUUUGAAUAUGAUUGUCGUGUCAUACUUCCUUCAUUUGUUUAGGUUUGAAAUUGUAUGAAGACAAUUUACUGUCUAACAGUGAAAUAAUAUUUAGGACUUAAGGAACAUUCCCCCUCUAGCGUGCUGUCAGAUUUCAUCUUUAUAUAGAUGUAAACACUGAGCUAAAAAUUUUGCAACAGCUGAAGCUAUUUUUGGACCUAUAAUUUAUGUACAUUGAUAUAAAGAAGCAAAUGUGCCUGCACGUAAGUUUAAGGUAAAAUCUGAUCAAUUAGUUGCACAGAAUUUGGGAGAAGCCAAUGGAGAAAACUAUGUUACAAUAUAGUCUCUUGUUAUUUCAGAAAUAAUUCACAUACAAAACGAAAACCUGCCUCUGCUUAGUGAAUUUAGUAGAGAUAUUGUCUAGUCUAACAGUGAGAGCUGGUAUUUUAUACUUUCUGCUGCUCUAUUUUACAGAAUCUCUUGCAAGUCAAUCAAGGCCUCUGAGGCUUUUCUUUUUAUCCCAGCAGUAAGUUGAUUUUGUUUUCCUUGCCACAGUGGUAUCUAAGUUGUCAUGACAAGAACAAGUCAGUGUGUCAUUGUGAAUGCACUUGUAUUCCUAAUGAAGUUUCUAUUGCAAGCCAAGGAUUUUGUACUAUCUUUCAGGUCAUUUUUAUAAUAGAGUCUUCAAAUUCUUACAAUGAUAUUCUAGAUUGGUCCUGUUCUAGUGAAGUGUAAGUGAUUUUUGCAAUGUUUGAGACUGACUUGCACAUUUUCCCAGAAUAGCUGUAUUAAAAACCUCCAGUGGCAUAUUUGUGUCAACUUUGAUUGUUGUAUAAUCUUGGAAACAUGGAUAGUAAACCUGCUGUGCCAGGGCUUCGGUCGUGUUUUGUGGAUUAAAUAAAAGCUUAACUAUAGGAAAUUUCUGGGUGGGAUUUGUACUAACCCAAAAACCUCCUGCAUUUUUCAUAACACUGACUUCCAGGAAGUUAUUGGUGAUAGAAUGUGUUCCCUUCCUCUGAACAGUUUUAACACACAGUUAUAUUGCUCUGUUGUCAAAGUGUAUCUGCUCUUAAUUCUAACCAUAUUAGGCAGAUAACCUCAGAGGAAGUUAUUGUACUUGGGAAUGCUGGUAACUUAUUGUUGCAACAGUCAGAAACUGAACGGUAGAAGAAUAUUAUUAAACAUCGUAGCUGCCUAUUCAGUGCACAUGUUGGUGUGGUCAUCUGAUAAGGUGUAGCACUCUACAGAGCUGUGGUUAUAAUGGUCAGAAUUCACAUGUACAGAGGCUUAUAUAUACCAGCACAACCAUUAACAUGGGUACUGAUACAUAUCUUCAUGGGCUUUGUUAGUUUAUUGUAUGAUAAACACCAUGUAAAAAGCAAACGGUCAUAACUGCAUUAUGGUUAAAUUUGUAUUUUAUAAGGUUUGUAGAUUUUUCUGGGGAAAAGCAGACUUUUGGAUUAUGUAAUUUCUGUGAUAAAGAUGCAUGUAUAACUAGAAAAAAAAUAUAUGCUUACUUGAUAAUGAAGGAAUAAAUACUACUCAUGCCAA